Messenger RNA from Vigna unguiculata (cowpea), 1793 nucleotides. RefSeq lists its product as uncharacterized. Gene Ontology annotation, biological process: RNA processing. NCBI's taxonomy places the organism in Eukaryota, Viridiplantae, Streptophyta, Magnoliopsida, Fabales, Fabaceae. The record is from RefSeq and is a predicted model, not a curated record.
AUGUGUUUUCUUUUUUGAUUGAAGUACUACCAAUGUAUCCCCAUCUAGGUAUUCAUGUUUUAUUAUACGUGUGCAAUAUUGUCAAACCAAAAUGUAUGUGCUUCAAAUCUACUAUUGCUGAGUAUGAGGAUCCUCUCCUCUUGUUAUUUGUUAUUGUUCAAUGUGAAUAUGUAGAAAGCUAUUACGUGAAACAUGCUGUGUGGAACAGUAUAUUGGCAAUAGUGAACUGGACCAUUAAUAUUGAAUAAUACUCAAACUGGACCAUUAUUAUAUGUUUUUGAGGCCCAACAUUAUCUCUGUUUAUGUUGUUUUAAUUCUUGCUCCUGUCAUGGACCCUGAUCUUCAGGGGCCCAUUACUACAAUCCCGCCCACCUUAUAUGUAUAGCUCUACCACAAGCCUAGGGCAAUGAAGGAUUUUUCCGUUGUUCAUUUUUUAUCCUUUAGUUUACCGUCUGAGUUUUUUCUUUCUUGAGAUUAUAGCAGCAAUAAUCUGACAUAUUGCUUUAUGGUACUUGAAGUGUGCACAUUCGUGAAGUGACUCUGGCUGCUUAUAGGUGAAAAGGGGUAAACCUAGGGCUGUAGAGAAAGGUGUUCAAAGCAAUUCCCAUAAACAGAGUUCAUGGGCAAGAAAGGAGGGGCAAAAAAAUCGGAGUCUGUAUCUCGCGCUCCAAUAUCACUAAGGGAAGAAGUCACCGGAAAAAUACAAACGAAGGCAGCCUCUAACACCAAGUCAAAAUUGAGAUUUGAGCACUUGAAAAACCUUGCAGAGUGGGCCACCACCAAUGACCCUCCUAUACAGUCUCUGGGCGCCUUCUAUGGACGCCAAUUCGCCACCUUUGGAGAGGCAAUCGGAGUACCGCCUGAUAAUUCUCUAAUAAUUUGCCAAAGAUGUGAAACUGUUCUUCAACCUGGCUUUAAUUCAACUGUAAGAAUUGAGAAGAAUAAAUUGAAGGCCAGGCAUAAGCAAAAGAAGUCUGGUAACAUUACUCAAAACAACGUAGUGUACAAGUGUCAUCAUUGUUUGUAUCAGAAUCUAAAGAGAGGGACCCCUAAGGGACACAUAAAAGGAAUCUGUCCGUCAAAAGUUAAAUCAUCAUUAGAGUCAACACCUCCAUCAAAAUCCAUCUCAAGUGAUUCUUAUGAAAUAGAGAAAGGCAUUGCAAGUAAAGAUGAAGUCAAUGAAAUAAAUGUGUUUCCUUCCCGAGUUGUGGCCAAGGAUGUUACCCUUAUGGAAACUCAAUCAACUUCGUCGAGUACAAAUACAAGAACUUUGUUAGAAGGAAAGAGGAGAAGGCACGAUAGUACCUUUUCCAAUGAUAUUAUUAAAACUACAAACAUGUCUGGAAAAGGAGCAAAUCCUGUGAGUACAUCCAGCAAAAGACGAAGAAAAUCUUGGAUGAGUUUAAAGGAAAUUGCUCAGAGCAAUGAGCAUAAGAACAGUCAAAUUGGUAAUUUGACAAUCCCAUUCUUUCUGUAAAUAGGGAAAUUUCCUGUGUUGGUUAAAUUCAAUUGUAUUUUUUACAUGUUGCCUGCAGGCUUUAUACUUUAAUUGCUGCUUCUAGCUAAAUUGUCUUUACUGAUGCCCUGUUAGAGUCCUGUUUUCCUGUAUGGAUAUCAGUAUAUUUUCUUUUUUUGUAAUUUUAGUUUGCCUUUCCGAGCGGCUAAACUAGUUUACCUGUCUCGUUGAUUUUUCUUUUCGUUAUGGCUCUCCAUUUAUGGAGACCGAGUUAUCACAAUUGAACCUUCGAUUUAGUUGAUUGAUGACAAGGAAAUGGAAUGGUAAGAUUUCUUGA